AUGGAGCGACAGGACAAUGGUGACUCGACGCGAGCCGAUAAUGCCGGAGUCGCGGAAGCUAAUGAUAACUUCGAUCUCGACGACCUUUUGCCAAUUGUUGGCGAGUUUGGUCGUUAUCAGAAGCAGUUGCUAUGGUUGGUCUGCUUGCCGGCGUGUUUGCCGUGCGGUUUUUGUGCCUUUAAUCAAUUGUUCAUGGCAGACACGCCGUUGCAUUGGUGCAAGGUACCGGGUUUGGAAAACAUGGACAUUGCUCGCAGAAAACGCCUCGCCAUUCCUGCGAGCCAGGACGACAAUGAGACGUACAGCCAGUGCAUGAGAUAUGAUAUCGACUGGACAACGAUGGAGAAUUACUCUGUCGUGGCGACAUACUUGCCUAACGCGUCGUGGUCUGUCAUACCUUGCGAUCACGGCUGGGAAUAUGAAACUUCGGAGAUAACAUCGUCCAUCGUCAUCGAUUUUAAUCUCGUGUGCGAUCUUGCGAUCUAUCCAACAAUUGGUUUGGUAGUUCUUAAUGCAGGAGGCCCUAUAGGAGUGUAUCUGUUCGGUACAUUAAAUGACAGAAUCGGUCGCAGGUUAUCAUUCUUUACGUGUUUGGCGACAUUAAUAAUCGGUGGUUUUUUAACGGCAAUUUCGAACAAUUUUUGGACUUGGGCUUCUACACGCUUUAUCGUUGGUUUGACAAUACCAGCGAUUUACCAGAUACCGUUUAUUAUAUCUUUGGAGCUGGUCGGCCCAAAUUAUCGUUCAUUCGUAACGGUUAUGACUUGUACUUUCUAUACUUUGGGUCUUUGUAUGCUGGCAGGUGUCACUUAUUUAAUACGCGAUUGGCGAACGCUCGCUAUGACCACAAGCAUGCCUUUUUUGAUGUACUUUUUUUAUUGGUGGUUCUUACCGGAAUCACCGCGAUGGUUAUUAGCGAAAGGUCGUCUAAGCGAGGCUAAUGAUAUUCUUGAGACUUUGGCCCAUGUAAAUGGUAAAAAACUUCCGACAUCGUUCACGCAAAAACUCCGUCAGCGUAUGAUGAUGUCGAGAUCGAACAGCGAGGAGGAGAGAUUGCGAACGGGUCCUGGUGUACUCUCGCUUUUUAAAUUGCCAAAUAUGCGUCUCAAAACGUGUCUUAUUACUUUAAAUUGGUUCGCCAAUAAUAUGGUGUAUGUUGGUCUUUCUUAUUACGGCCCGGCUUUGGGAAAUGAAGAACAUUUGAGUUUUCUGUUUUCUUCCCUUGCCGAGAUUCCCAGUUACAUCGCUUGUUGGGUUGUAAUGGAUCGAUGGGGCCGUCGAUGGCCGCUUUGCUUGUGCAUGGUCGUAGCUGGGGUAUCGUGCAUUACAACAGUGCUGUUAUCGUCCGAUGCUGUUAUGGAGACAUUAAUACUAUUUCUCAUAUCAAAAUCCGCGAUAUCGGCGUCAUUUUUAAUUAUUUAUCCUUUCGCCGGAGAACUCUAUCCCACGCAGUUACGAGGAGUUGCCAUUGGCUUCUCCGCAUAUAUUAGCGGCCUUGGACUCAUCAUUAUACCUUUCGUAACAUAUCUCGGGAAAGAAAACCUUGUGUUGCCUUUAGUCAUAUUGGGAACAAUCUCGAUAAUUGGUGGCUUGUCCGGACUGCGAUUACCGGAAACAUUACAUCACCGUCUACCACAAACGGUUGAAGAAGGAGAAUUAUUUGGCAAAGAUUGGACAUGCGCGGAUUGUAUCCGUUGUGUUCCAGCAAAACCAUCAUCGAUCGCGGCUUCUUACGAGGAUUUGUCGACGCGAGAGACAGUAGAGAUGCAGGAAGUACCCAAAGUGUUGUUUACUUCAUCCAGUUUGGAAGAACAUCAACGGCCGAGCACGACAAGUAUUCGCCGUUUGGUUCGCCAAUCCAGUGUGAUGGAUACUCAACGCGAUUCUGACGGAACUAUGAAGAUGACUUAUUGGUUUUAGUUCUAGUCAAAACUCUUUGAACCAAAUGCUCUUCUAGUCAAAAUAAAGUGGAACUUUUUCCAA
This is a messenger RNA of Trachymyrmex cornetzi, 1983 nucleotides long. RefSeq names its product Carcinine transporter (gene CarT). Gene Ontology annotation, molecular function: transmembrane transporter activity. Gene Ontology annotation, biological process: transmembrane transport. Gene Ontology annotation, cellular component: membrane. The coding region runs from base 1 to 1920 and encodes 639 amino acids. The transcript is spliced from 11 exons. The record is from RefSeq and is a predicted model, not a curated record. NCBI's taxonomy places the organism in Eukaryota, Metazoa, Arthropoda, Insecta, Hymenoptera, Formicidae.